GGACAAGGCAGAGUCGCAGAAAACAAUAUAUUGUCUUAGCGUCACCAAAGUAUUGGAGGGGCCUGCAGAAUAAUUCUUACCAAGUAAGAAUAGUUACAGAGAAUAGACCAACAGCAUUUACAACAUGUCCGUUGAUAAAGAAUCUGCUUUUCUCAAAUUAACGCUUGAGGGAGAAAUAAUAACCUCUGAAACCGUAUCUACGGAGAAAUUAUUGAAUAUUAUCACAACCAUGAAGAAAGAAGGUAAAAAACUUGUUGUGUACUUCGACUGGACGGAAGUACAUUCAAAACCAAAGGCAUUGACAACACUAAUUAUCGCAUGGGCAACAACACAAAACCGCAAGAUUUUUGACAGAAAUGUUUUGACUAUAGAAGAGAAUGAUAUUAAAAACACUUUUUCAAAGAUAAAAGAAAUCCUUGAGGAUAGCACUCUACCUAAGAUAACAUUUAAUCCGAGAGCAGACUUCACAAGCUUGUUAGAUUACGGAAUCAAACUUCAGAAUAUAUUUGACAUACAGGCAUGUGUUCAGUGCAUAAAUGCUAGGAGAAACGAAAAAGGCGCUCUCGUCAUGAAUGAAAGCAACACUUUAGAUGAAAUAUGUACGAUUUAUAACAUACGUAAUUACGACAAUUCGCCUAUGCAUUUGUCUCACGUUUUAAGUCAGAUGGAUAUAGAAGAGUUUUUAACAAAAAAGAAUGGGACAUGGUUUACAGCGUUAAAGAGGAUUAAAUUUUUAUAUAGAAGAAGAAUGGCAAGAAUUAUUAAUGUAACAAACAAGCAGAAAGAAAUCAUGAGAAGAAAUUCUCAUCGAUUUAGCAGCUUUGAGGAAACCACUGCAGCUCGGAAAGAUGAAAAGAAAAGGAAAAUAACAACAUGCCUUUACCAACGUAAUAUGGAGGUAGAAAUGGAGAACGAUUCUUCAUAUCUAUAUUGCAGGGGACUGAAAGAAAAUGUCACCAACAAUCGACAAAAAAUAUCAGGGGUAUCUAAAAAUGACGAUGUUAAGCAUAAUAGUAUGAGCGAAUAUUGUGAUUCAUCGGUCUCUGAACGUCAUACCUCAGACGAGAUUCAUAAAUUUUGCGUACUUGCAAGUUACCAAAACACACUACAACGGUGUAACAAAAUGACAUAAAAUUGAGGAUCACGACUUAAUCUGGCUAUGUUGUAUUGCUAAAUGAUACCAAUUCAAUCUGAUAUACGUAAUCAAAGUAAGCAUCGUAAAUGUAAUUUUACAACUUAAUAGUUAGAAAAUCUUAUCAAAUGGUUUCUCAUUAAACUGACAAAAGGUCUGAACAAACUAUAAUUGAUGCAAAAUUAAAACAUAUACACACCAAAAGUAAAAUUUAGUCUAGUUGCUGUUGGAUUAUUCUUAUAACUUUUACACAGAAAUAAUGGAGAGAUAAAGUCUUCAGCAAUGAUUAUUGAUCUAUAUGGUCAAAAUAGUUUCACCAUCACCUGUCACCUCAGGUUAUAAAAUUUGAGAAUCUAAAAAAAAAAACCCAAACAAUUAUCAUUACAACAAAAAUGAAGUGAAGUAAUAAGGGGGUAAAUUAAUAAAAGUUAAAAUGAACUGAGAUUACUACACGUAAACAGUUUCUUGUGAUUGCCUGACAUAUCAAGAUGCAUUGCAUGAUACAUAGAAUAAUAUGUUAACGUUCAAACACGUGUUGUAUUAACAUUAAAAAUACAAAUUUUACUACACCAUAUGCGCAUUUCAACAAUACAUGUCACUUUAGUCAUGCUGGAGGCCAAAAUAUUUGAUUAUCGAAAACCUAAUACAAAAGGUAGUGUUGAAAAGCUAAUAAACAUAAGGACAAACAAUAAAGCCAGAAACGGACAACGAAUUAGAGAUAAACAUGA
Molecule: messenger RNA, 1860 nt
Organism: Mytilus trossulus (common blue mussel)
Lineage: Eukaryota; Metazoa; Mollusca; Bivalvia; Mytilida; Mytilidae
Exons: 5
Coding region: 125-1132 (335 amino acids)
Biological process (GO): nucleobase-containing compound metabolic process
Molecular function (GO): nucleic acid binding; 3'-5' exonuclease activity
Source: RefSeq, a predicted model, not a curated record